AUGCUUUGGCACACAAUACUUGUUUCAUUGACGGCGGUAACUUUGGCACAAGCCGCUUCCGCUACAACUUCUGCAACUUCUUCUGCUUGCAAUCCCCUCUCAUCUUCGUGUUCGGCGGAUACCGCGUUGGCUACCGAUAUAAGCGUGGAUUUUACUUCGUCGCUGGAUUAUUUCAACGAGGAAUCUACAGAGUCCGGUAUAUCAUACGGAGAUGAUGGGUUGACCAUGACUCUUGCAAAGCGCUUUGACAAUCCAGCUAUCAAGUCCACGUUUUAUAUCAUGUUUGGAAGAAUUGAGUGCCUGUUGAAAGCUGCUAAGGGCCAAGGAAUAGUUUCUUCUUUCUACUUGCAGUCAGAUGAUUUAGACGAAAUUGAUCUUGAAUGGUUGGGUGGUGACGAUACUCAAUUCCAGUCCAACUUUUUCUCCAAGGGAAACACCACUACCUACGAUCGCGGCGAGUAUCACAAUGUAAACUCCGCUCCGCAAGACGACUUCCACAACUAUACCAUAGUUUGGACCGAAGAAGAGUUGGUGUGGUACUUUGAUGGAACCCCCGUUCGCACACUUAAAAAUACUACCUCUUCGGGUUAUCCUCAAACUCCAAUGUACAUCAAGGCAGGAAUUUGGGCCGGAGGAGAUCCGUCCAACGAAGCAGGAACCAUCGAAUGGGCUGGAGGAGAAACGGAUUACAGCGAUGCUCCUUUCAAAAUGUACAUUAAAGAUCUUAGUGUUAGCGAUUAUUCGACUGGCAAGGAGUACUCCUAUGGUGAUAAAUCUGGAAAAUGGACUUCAAUUGAGGCAAAGGAUGGAGAAGUGAAUGGAAGAAAAGGAAAGGCCGCAGUAGCCGAUAGUAACGAAUCUAAUUCUUCAAGUUCGACGGUAACUACUUCAGCUUCAGCUUCUGGUACAUCUGAUUCAGGCACUGCAGCUAAAAGUACUUCUGCGUCGACUCUUUCUGAAACCACUGGGAGCACCCAAGUUGGAAGUGAUGGGUCGUCUACAUCGACUACACUUUCCACUUCCUCAACAUCGACUACAUCUUCCACUUCCUCUUCGGCGGCUCCGUCAGUUGCAACAUCGGCAAAUAGCGGCGCAAUCAACGGUCAUAGCGCUGUUAUGUAUUUCGUUUUAGCGUGCUUUUUCGCAGCAUAUUGA
This is a messenger RNA of Meyerozyma guilliermondii ATCC 6260, 1155 nucleotides long. RefSeq names its product glycoside hydrolase family 16 protein. Gene Ontology annotation, cellular component: fungal-type cell wall. Lineage: Eukaryota; Fungi; Ascomycota; Pichiomycetes; Serinales; Debaryomycetaceae. The transcript has a single exon. Gene Ontology annotation, biological process: carbohydrate metabolic process; fungal-type cell wall organization. Gene Ontology annotation, molecular function: hydrolase activity, hydrolyzing O-glycosyl compounds; glycosyltransferase activity. Bases 1 to 1155 code for a protein of 384 amino acids. The record is from RefSeq and is a predicted model, not a curated record.